Messenger RNA from Paracoccidioides lutzii Pb01, 819 nucleotides. RefSeq lists its product as hypothetical. Bases 1 to 819 code for a protein of 272 amino acids. The transcript is spliced from 2 exons. The record is from RefSeq and is a predicted model, not a curated record.
AUGGCAAACGAGACCCCUGUCCAUUUCUUCGAUAUCAACUCCAACCUCCCAAUCCCCUCCAAAUCCUGGUCCCCCAACACCCUUCGAACCCGCCUCGUCCUCAACUUCAAAAAGAUCCCCUACACCCAGUCCUUCAUCUCCUACCCAGACAUAGCCCCCCUGUUAAGGUCCGCCUCCGUCCCUCCUCUCCAGGGGAGCAGAGUUCCAUACACAUUACCCGCAAUCGCCCAUCCAUCCAGCAUCGGCACCUCCCACGGCGUGCUUAACGAUAGCUGGCCCAUUGCCUUGCAUUUGGAGAAGACAUUCCAGUCCCCACAGCAUCCCACCCUAUUCCCAUCGGCAGGCAGCUAUGCGCUCGCGCUAGCGGUGGCGAGGGUGUUGAACGCCAUGCUCCCCCCAACGCGAAUGAUCAUCCUGCCUAAAAUCCCGCAGAUUCUAGAUGAGCGGGGCGCGGAGUACUUUCGGCGGACAAGGGCUGAGUGGUUUGGGAGGUCUAUGGAGGAGAUGCUGUCGGACACUGAGGGCGUGGAAAAGUCAUGGGCGGACGUGGAGGUUGAGUUGAAAUUGUUGGCAGAUAUGUUAAGGGGCCCACCUGGUGUUAGCGGGGGCAAGAAGAAGGGGCCAUUUUUUGAGGGAGAGCAAGCCGGCUUUGCGGAUCUUUUGUUUGCGGCGUUUUUGGCAUGGUACGAAAGGGGCGAUCGGAAGGAUUGGGAGCGUGCAGUGAGCAUUGGGGAUGGGGAGAUUAGGAGGUUUUGGGAUGCUUGUUUGCCGUGGAUCAAUGGGCAGGGGGAAGAGAAAGAAUAUGUCUUUGACAAGUAG